AUGCUCGGCCGGCUCUUGCACCUGGGCACCGGCGGUCCUUCGGUCACGCCCUCUCAGGCGGCGGCCAAGACGUCGAGGCCAGUAUCCUCACUUGAAUCUGUUCAGGAGGAUAUUCAUACUCGCAAUCUUCUUUUCCCGGAUGCUCAAGCUUUAUAUCAACACCGCAAUGACCAGGUGUUUCCUCUAUCUACAACUCCAGCUACCCCGGCAACAUCCACAGCCAACGCUUUCGACUACAGCGGCGAUGUCGACCUCGAUGUGCGCGACGUCCGGGUCAUUAUCAUGCAGGAUGCUUUAGGUCCUACCAACGCCUCUCUCCUCUUUGACAGUCAUCCAGCUCCUCCAGUGUCUCCGAUAGAAAGGCCCGUUGUUCCUCAAGAACUUCGCCGUACUCCAACCUCGCCGCGCAAGAGCAGUCUUAGUCAACUCUCGCGCCCCCUCGUCAUCCAGCCCGAGGGUCCUCAACCGCCUCCGCGGCAAGGCGCUUUUGACCGUCGAGCUUCUUUGCAGGGACGCAGCCAGGUCCAUAUUGAGACGGACGGUCAGAAAGCUGCGCGUGAGUAUCGGGAGGAACUGGCAACCUUUUCUAGCUGCAUUUUUGGAAACUCCGAGUUGAUGUCCUACAAGGGGACCUCAACAAAGGUACAUGUAGUACCAGGCGACUCCCGACCUGUCGAUCCCUCCGGCGGUAUUCUAGGUGAUGGUAGGAGCUCCAUUGGCCGCUCAAGUGCUCGCUCCAGCCGUCUUUCGCAGUCGUUCUCCUCGACGACCUUCUCACCAACCAACGUCUCUAGUGCAGCGCAUGCUCAUGCUCAUACACCACGCCAGAGUGAGAAGAAGAAGGUCCUCAUCACUCGCCUCUUCCCCGUGAAUCUAGCUGCAGAUGACACCGACACCAACGUCUCGCCUCCGAGCCGCUACACAGACGAAAGCUCCGGCUUCCCGUUCCCUUCGCCAAAUGACGAAUCUGGGCAAAAGAAGAAGAAGCCGCAGCCCAAGCAACGACGCACACCAAUGUAUGCCGUGGUUCUAGUUGUCCAGCUCCCCGCUGCUCCUCCUUCGACCCGUACGCCUGCUGCAUCCCAGCCAAAACAGCGCGAAUCAAGUUCCUACGACCAGGAGUUCUUCUCUUCAUCAUUUAGCUCAGCUCGACCUUCAGGAUGGGCCAUGGUUGGCUCCGGUAACUACGGCGAUGGAACCGAGUCAAACUUCUCAGUCGAUAUGGAGGACCGAAUCGAUUCCCUAACCCGGCACUGGGACAUUAUCAUGAGGACCUUGACGCAUCUCCAAUCGGUAGUUGCAACUAUUCUAGGAACGAUGCUCAGGCAUGUCGAUCUUUCUUCCCCUGGAGCCUUUUCGACAUCAGUCACCUCGAACAAAACCGGCAGGACGCCAUCUUUCUCGGACCGACGCCCUGAGAUGCCUCGGGUUAAGCCCCCGAAGAGCACUACAAAACUGGUAUCAUUGUGGCCCAACUGUCUUGCGGAUGAUGCCAACGUUGCGGGUGAGGUGGAUGCGGCGAGACAUAGAAUUGUCAUGGGCCUAAGCGCGGCCAGAGUCGUUACUGGUCAGGGGCGAUGGGGAAUAUGGCGAGAUGAAGCUCGAUGGACGUGCAAGUGGACUUCUGGAAUCGACCAUCACAACCAAUUCUUCUACAAUCUCCUGACCGGGUUUCUCGCCACUCACACCGACUGGCUUCAGGCUCUUUGCCCCCCUUCGUACCGAAGACGUCUCUUUUUGCAGCAGAAGAACCGAAACGAGGAGGACCUGUCACUCCCGGCACGGACAAUCAUUGUCUCAGAGGAUAAGAUGGCGGCUCGACGCAUGAUCUUUCUUCUCUCGGCCUUCCUCCCCGCGAAUUCCCAGUUUCCUACGACCCGGGCCCAUCGUCCUAGCACAUCGACUUCAGUCGGCACGUUCUCGAACUCUCCUCCGACCUUUGUGAUCCCCGUUCUUCGAGAGGAGUCUCUCCGCCGCAAGAUUAAUCGUCGCACUGGACUUCGUCGAGCUUCACACUCUCGGACAACCAGUCAGAGCGCAAGGGCUUCUGCUGUGCCCAUGCAGCUAGCUCACCUUACCAUGGAUCGUAAUCACGAACGGCGCGUUUCGGAUGCUGCCUCGAUCCGACCAUCUAACUUUGGCAUGUUUGGUAACGACAUGGUUAGCAGGAAGAGCAGUGCCGCAACUACCACGACCGUUCUACCCGAAACCACGGUGCCACACUUUUCCACUAUUCAACGUGUCGAUACGCAUAGGAGGCCUCGACCGAGCAGCAGUGGAAGCGUGGCCACGGAUGACCUGAAGCGCUCCCUCAAGCGAGGAGAGAGCACGGGCGGGAUGAGCAAUGCCAGCAGCGACUCGAGGAGCCAGAGCUCGCGCUGGGGCAGUGUCAUCAGCGGUCUUUGGAGCACUCGCCGCAGAGAUUCCACCACAAUGAGCAGCUACGGACAGAUAGAUCCGAAAUCCCCCACCAAGCAGGCUUUCCCCAGGGCAGACAAACUAUCUCAGAUGGUGGAGGAAGUGACUCUUGGCGAUGACCUCCACGCCCCUUCGUCGUCGGCUGCUCGUCCUUCGAUGGAGGCUCGUGAGACGGGCACACCACGAGAAUGCAAGGGUCACAGCAGGGAACCAUCGAUCCGACCAGAACGAACACCAGAUCCCAAUGGUGCUUUCGAGUCACCGGUCAAGACAUCCAUCAAUGCCGAUGACGGGGUCAUUGACGUGGACAUUUCUUUCCCGGACUACAUGACAUCUUUUGAGUCUGCAAUCAGCUCUCCCUCCAGCAGUGGCUAUCUUUCCACCCCAGGAUUCCAAGGAGGAUUAGAUUCUUUUGAACAAGCUUCCCGCCUGUGUGUCGAUGGAGACCUCCCGCUCAAUGCUGCGGGCUGGCUCAAUCGCUAUCACCCCGACUUUGCGGUUCAAGCAAUCCCCCCCCAGGAGGACCUCAUGGAGCAGGUCAAGGCGUCCCUUCGGGCCGAGCCAACCCCUGCUCCAGCUUUUCCUCUGCUCGACCUCUCGGAGCGUUGGGUAGAGGUGAGCUGUGUCAUGAUUGCUGACACUACAACUAACUCGAUCACACGUCUUCGUUAUCGCCGACUGGUGAAGCCACGGGCACCAGUUGAUCGGCCAGCUUCCGGACCUGCAGCGUUCUCCACAUCAUAUGGAGGGGUUUUGACUCCCUCGAUUCUCCCCUAUGAGACCCAGCUGGAAGAGGAGUGGAUCGAGGAGCCUGUGCUACACUCGGACGAGACCCUGACUGACGCUGUUGAGAGGGUCAUCAGCCUCAACCAGGAUACCAGCAAGGACCACUCACUGGCCUCAUCACAGACACAUAGCGAGGUCCGCAUGAGCACCGAAGCUGAGGAGCCCGUCUCCAUCACAGCACCCGAGACACCGGCAUUGCCCAAUGCACCUCUGGAGAUCCCCCGUGUCCAGUGCAAGACUGUGGUGCUCUCUGCGCUGGAAGACUGCAUUCGCGAAGUCAUCGAUGUGCGCGAGAAGAGGCACCUCGAGACAAAUGGCAAUGCGAGAAACACACCAUCACGAAACCUACUUCAUGACGCCAUCAACAUAUGGCUGGACAACUUGGAUAUUACCAAUGGAUGA
Molecule: messenger RNA, 3606 nt
Organism: Fusarium vanettenii 77-13-4
Lineage: Eukaryota; Fungi; Ascomycota; Sordariomycetes; Hypocreales; Nectriaceae
Exons: 1
Coding region: 1-3606 (1201 amino acids)
Cellular component (GO): cytoplasm
Molecular function (GO): ATPase inhibitor activity; protein-folding chaperone binding
Source: RefSeq, a predicted model, not a curated record